This is a messenger RNA of Saprolegnia parasitica CBS 223.65, 1146 nucleotides long. RefSeq lists its product as hypothetical. The coding region runs from base 1 to 1146 and encodes 381 amino acids. The transcript has a single exon. NCBI's taxonomy places the organism in Eukaryota, Oomycota, Saprolegniomycetes, Saprolegniales, Saprolegniaceae. The record is from RefSeq and is a predicted model, not a curated record.
AUGGACCGACGAGCGCAGCCUCCGCCGACGCCGAUCACGGUCCCGAUCCGGUUCGGAAGCACGAAGACAACGCUGGGUCCGUCUGCCGCCAUCCAGCUGCAUGAAUCCACGUCGUCUGCCGGCAUCAGCAACAGUAGCGCGCUGCGCGUGUGCGGCGUGUGCACCGAAGCCGCGUCCAAGUACACGUGUCCCCGCUGCAAUGUCGUCUACUGCGGCGUCGCCUGCUACAAAACCCAUGGCGAGACAUGCACCGAGCAUUUUUACAAGGCGCAUGUCGAGAGCGAGAUGCAGCUCAACAAGACCGUCGACACGACGUCUGCCCAUGCGAUGCAGGAGGCCCUUCGCCGCGUGUACGACGAGUUUGCGGACGAGAACCCGAGCCUCGACGACCGCCUCGAGCAGCUCGUGGAGCUCAUGGAGUCGGAUGCACUGACUCUCGACGCCCUCACGCCGGACGAGCGCGCGCAAUUCCUCCGCGAAGUGGCCGACGGGCGGCUCGGGAAGCUCAUUGCGCUCUGGACACCAUGGUGGACAUCGUCGCCGGCAGCGUACGCAGCGGCGACGAAAUCCGCCCGACACCAGCUGAUUGUGGCCAUCGAUGACGAAGAUGACGAAGAUGACGAGGACGACGGUCUGCCCCAGCACCCCAAGCAGCUGCUCACGACGGCGCGAGCCAAGGCGCUCGAGCCCAUCAGCGCGUUGCAUGCAGCGCCCAAUGGCCCCGUGCUCCGCUGCAAUUUGUUCGAGCUCCUCUUCGCAUACGCGUACACGCUGCGCGAUUACAACGGCGACUGGACGACCGACGUGCUCGAAGCGAGCGCAACCCUCAUCGCGCUCUCGCCCGUGCUGCACAGCCAGCGCGUCUACUUGACGAUCGAGGAUGUCCGCGCUGCCUGCGCCACUGCGUCGCUGCCCGAUAUGAACGCUGCGGCCGCCGCGGCAGCGCUCGAGGACGCGGCGACGCUGAGCAGCGCGUCAUUGUUCGUUUGCGAUGCGCUCUGCGACCUCGAGGCGCUGCUGCUGCGUGCUGUCGACAUGGCCGACAAGCGCGCCCGGAAGCGUCUCCGCGCCAUGGCCAAGACGGUCCAUUUUUACCUCGUGUGGAGCAACUCAAACCGUGAUGGCGCUGCAGAGGAUAUACUAUAA